AUGACGCUCUCCGGUGUCGAGGUCUCCAAACACGACAACAAAGAAUCGUGCUGGGUCAUUAUACAUGGCAAAGCCUAUGAUGUGACAGAGUUUCUCCCGGAGCACCCGGGUGGAAUGAAAAUCAUACUCAAGUAUGCUGGCAAAGAUGCGACCGAGGAGUUCGACCCUAUUCACCCCCCAGACACAUUGGACAAGUACCUCGACAAGUCGAAACACCUCGGGGUGGUGGAUAUGAGCACCGUCGCCAAAGUCGAGAAGGAAGCUGACCCAGCCGAGGAAGAGCGUCAGCAAAGGAUCAAAGACAAGCCUCUGUUGGACCAAUGUUACAAUCUUCUUGAUUUCGAGUCCGUGGCCAAGCAGACUAUGAAGAAGGGCGCCUGGGGAUACUACUCCAGCGCUGCAGAUGAUGAAAUUACGCUACGAGAGAAUCACGAGGCCUUCCACAGGAUAUGGUUCCGUCCCAAGGUCUUGGUGGAUGUCAAAACGGUCGACUUUUCUACUACCAUGCUGGGCACCAAGGUUGAUAUGCCAUUCUACGUUACGGCCACAGCUCUGGGCAAACUCGGCCAUCCCGAAGGCGAGGUGGUGUUGACAAAGGCUGCCAAGAAGCAUAAUGUGGUGCAAAUGAUCCCGACCCUUGCAUCAUGCUCAUUUGACGAAAUCAUGGAUGCUGCCGAAGGAGAUCAGGUUCAAUGGCUGCAACUCUAUGUCAAUGCGGACCGCAAGAUCACCCAGCGCAUCGUUGAGCACGCCGAGAAACGGGGGUGCAAGGGCCUUUUCAUCACAGUGGACGCCCCCCAGCUUGGAAGGAGAGAGAAAGAUAUGCGAUCCAAAUUCGAGGAUCAGGGAACUAACGUCCAGUCCGGCCAAGCGACAGACAACAGUCAAGGUGCUGCGCGGGCAAUUUCAUCAUUCAUCGACCCGAGUCUGUCCUGGAAAGAUAUCGCCUGGUUCAAGUCCAUCACCAAGAUGCCGAUUAUCCUCAAAGGCGUACAGCGUGUGGAGGAUGUGCUCAAGGCGGUCGAGGUUGGAGCACAGGGUGUGGUUCUUUCCAACCAUGGAGGACGUCAGCUCGAUUUUGCCCGCUCUGGUGUCGAGGUUCUCGCCGAGACGAUGCCAGUCCUCCGUGAACUAGGCCUGGAGAACAAUAUCGAGGUCUACAUUGACGGCGGAGUUCGCCGCGCAACCGACAUUAUCAAGGCACUCUGUCUCGGCGCCAAGGGUGUCGGCAUCGGACGGCCGUUCCUGUACGCCAUGUCGGCAUACGGUCUGGAAGGUGUCGAUAGGGCUAUGCAGCUGCUGAAGGACGAGAUGGAGAUGAACAUGCGCCUCAUUGGCUGUACAAGUAUCGACCAGCUCAACCCAUCACUUAUCGAUGUGAGAAACUUGGGCAGUCACGUCACGCCGGUACCAAGGGAUAAUUUGGGUCACACCGUGUAUGAUGCGCUUGCCACGCCUGCAUUUAAACUGCCCAAAGCGAAGCUGUAG
Molecule: messenger RNA, 1488 nt
Organism: Pestalotiopsis fici W106-1
Lineage: Eukaryota; Fungi; Ascomycota; Sordariomycetes; Amphisphaeriales; Sporocadaceae
Product: Cytochrome b2
Exons: 5
Coding region: 1-1488 (495 amino acids)
Biological process (GO): lactate metabolic process
Molecular function (GO): heme binding; L-lactate dehydrogenase (cytochrome) activity
Source: RefSeq, a predicted model, not a curated record